CUUCCAUUCGGUCAGAAUGAUGCCAUUGGCAAGCUAGGAAGAAAUACUCAGAAACGAGAAGAGGGCAGCCACUGCAUCUUUCUCGAAUCUUCCAUUCGGUUCAUCACCAUUGCAGUUGCAGAUACCUAUUACUUUGACAGAUUCCAUCCCUUCAAAAAACAUUCUGCAAACCAAACGCCCCCUCAUUUCCAUCCUCCACAAUGCAUUCCAAUUUCAAGACCACUGUGAUCUGGUUUCCAAAUUUCAGCAAACUUCGAAGGGAGACGGGGAUGAUACACGUCACAUCCUGUAGUAAAUCUCACUAAAAUCGAAGCAGGGAUGAUUUACGGCAGUGCUAUCAGUUUAUCACGCCAUUCGCGCAAUGGCAGAUGGAACCUGUAAUUUUGACUUCAUAUUCGUCAAAUCAUCUCACUUUCACGGUCACAGCCCCUAAGUCACAGAAGCUCUUGCAAAAAAAAACUAAUACCAACAAACCAUGGUGGAGCUAAAAGUCUCAGAGAGCAGAGACCUAACCCGAAUUGAACGAAUAGGUGCUCACUCCCACAUCCGUGGGCUGGGUCUGGACUCAGCCCUAGAGCCUCGCGCGGUCUCUGAAGGUAUGGUAGGCCAAACCACUGCCCGUAAAGCUGCUGGAGUCAUCGUGCAGAUGGUGAAAGAAGGUAAAAUUGCAGGUCGAGCUGUUCUCCUCGCCGGCCAGCCUGGAACAGGCAAAACUGCCAUUGCCAUGGGAAUGGCCAAAUCCAUUGGACUAGAGACCCCAUUUGCCAUGCUCGCAGGUAGCGAACUUUUCUCUCUGGAGAUGUCUAAAACGGAAGCCCUUAUGCAAGCUUUUAGGAAGGCAAUUGGUGUUAGGAUUAAGGAGGAGACUGAAGUGAUUGAAGGGGAAGUUGUAGAAAUCCAGAUUGAUCGUCCCGCGGUGGCGGGAGCAGCGUCAAAAACGGGGAAAUUGACCCUGAAAACAACAGAGAUGGAGACAGUCUACGAUCUGGGGGCAAAGAUGAUUGAGGCUUUGGGGAAGGAUAAAGUUCAAAGUGGCGAUGUGAUUGCAAUUGAUAAGGCUUCGGGGAAGAUUACAAAACUUGGGAGAUCAUUUUCGAGGUCUAGAGAUUAUGAUGCAAUGGGACCACAGACGAAGUUCGUGCAGUGUCCUGAUGGGGAGUUGCAGAAGAGGAAAGAGGUGGUGCAUUGUGUUACACUUCAUGAAAUCGAUGUCAUCAAUAGCAGAACACAGGGGUUCCUUGCUCUUUUCACUGGUGACACUGGCGAAAUACGAGCUGAGGUGAGGGAACAGAUUGAUACAAAGGUUGCAGAGUGGCGGGAGGAAGGAAAGGCAGAGAUCGUUCCAGGUGUUCUGUUCAUUGACGAAGUCCACAUGCUUGAUAUCGAGUGUUUUUCGUUCCUAAAUCGUGCUUUAGAAAAUGACAUGGCACCAAUAUUGGUUGUGGCAACCAACCGAGGAAUCACAACGAUUCGAGGCACAAACUACAAAUCCCCACAUGGGAUCCCAAUCGAUUUCCUGGAUCGGCUGCUGAUCAUAUCGACACAACCAUACUCGGAAGAAGAGCUGCGGAAGAUUCUUGAUAUAAGGUGCGGAGAGGAAGAUGUAGAUGUAUCGGAAGAUGCAAAGGUUUUGUUGACGAAAAUCGGGGUGGAGACGUCUCUGAGAUACGCGAUAAAUCUGAUAACAUCAGCGUCAUUGUCAUGCCAGAAAAGGAAAGGGAAGGUGGUGGAGAUGGAAGACGUGAGUCGAGUUUACGAGCUGUUUUGGGACGUGAAGAGAUCGACGCAGUACUUGAUGGAGUAUCAGAGCCAAUAUAUGUUCAGUGAAGCAGCAACAAUGGAAGAUGAAGAAGCCAAUAUGAUGGUUUGAGUCCUUGUAAUUGUGGCAUUACAACUUUAAGUACUUAUUUAUGGUCUGAAAUUAAAUGUUAAAACUAAUCCGAUGGUCGCUAAGUUGAAGUUACAAUCUUCGUUAGCCA
Molecule: messenger RNA, 1979 nt
Organism: Cynara cardunculus var. scolymus (artichoke)
Lineage: Eukaryota; Viridiplantae; Streptophyta; Magnoliopsida; Asterales; Asteraceae
Product: ruvB-like 2
Exons: 4
Coding region: 476-1870 (464 amino acids)
Biological process (GO): regulation of transcription by RNA polymerase II; box C/D snoRNP assembly; chromatin remodeling
Cellular component (GO): NuA4 histone acetyltransferase complex; Swr1 complex; Ino80 complex
Molecular function (GO): DNA helicase activity; ATP binding; ATP hydrolysis activity
Source: RefSeq, a predicted model, not a curated record